GAUAAUUUGGCGACCCUAAGUUUUGUGUAAACCCAUACGCAAAAAUCAACAUUGAAAUAAUAAUAGCUCUAAACAAGGAGGCUGUUGUCAACCCUGUCGCCUUCCUUUACUCUAACUAAAUAAACUUCUCCGUCUUCCUCAACCCUGCAACACCAGCUGAACAAUAAACCACUGAAUUUUCCCAUUUUUGUCCACCAUUUUCCGUCUCACCAAACGGAGAUGUCUCUUUCCGUUGUUCAGGGGUUUACCAAAUCAUUGGCCAUGACUGUGCUUUCUGAGAUCGGUGACAAGACCUUCAUUGCUGCCGCGAUCUUAGCCAUGCGCCAUCCAAGAAGACUCGUUCUUUCUGGAUGUCUCUCUGCUCUCAUAGUGAUGACCAUUCUCUCCGCUGUUGUUGGAUGGGCUGCUCCUAAUUUGAUGUCUCGUAAGUUGACUCAUCAUGUUGCAACAUUGUUGUUCUUUGGAUUUGGAUUAUGGUCACUGUGGGACGGUUUUCAUCAGGAAGGGGAGGCUGGAGAGUUGGCUGAAGUUGAAAAGCAGUUGGAUGCUGAUUUCAAGGGCACUACAACAGCUAAAGAGCACAAGGAUGAUGAUGACAAGAAGAAGAAGAUGAGGCCGUUUCUUACACAAUUUUUCUCACCAAUCCUUUUGAAGGCAUUCUCCAUUACAUUUUUUGGUGAAUGGGGUGAUAAAAGCCAGCUUGCUACCAUUGGUCUAGCUGCAAAUGAGAACCCAUUUGGUGUUGUUCUCGGUGGAAUUCUAGGACAAACAUUGUGCACCACAGCUGCUGUCAUGGGUGGAAAGAGCUUGGCAUCUCAAAUAUCCGAGAAAGUGGUUGCCCUUUUUGGUGGUGUUCUUUUCAUUAUUUUCGGGAUCCAAUCCUUCCUUUCACAAGUCGACUAAUCCCCUUGUAAAAAUUUCAAGAGUGAUUGAUGGUUGACCAAAGCUUCAAGACAUCCAACAAUAAUAUUUCUGCUAUGUUCAGGGAAAUUCUGAACUGACAUUAGAAGCUACUUGCUGCUUUGCAGCUAUAAUUGUGGAAUCAUUGUAACACAUUUUUGCUGGAUCUUCUUGCUUCGUACAGAACCAUUUAAUAGGUUUACACAAUUUUUAUGUGAUAGAGUAAGCAUUAAUGUCAAUCUUGUAUUAUGUUUUUUUUUGUUUCUAAUGGAUCACUUUGUGAAUCAUCAACACCCUAGCGAAAAUGUUUAGGGAGCAAAUGCUGCUUGAUUUGGCAUCGAACAUCUUCAUCUACUCAAAAUUAUAUUAUAGCUGCCUCUUUGAGUUACAAA
Molecule: messenger RNA, 1292 nt
Organism: Spinacia oleracea (spinach)
Lineage: Eukaryota; Viridiplantae; Streptophyta; Magnoliopsida; Caryophyllales; Amaranthaceae
Product: GDT1-like protein 5
Exons: 13
Coding region: 220-903 (227 amino acids)
Biological process (GO): Golgi calcium ion homeostasis; Golgi calcium ion transport; calcium ion transmembrane transport
Cellular component (GO): Golgi apparatus
Molecular function (GO): manganese ion transmembrane transporter activity; calcium ion transmembrane transporter activity
Source: RefSeq, a predicted model, not a curated record